Daphnia magna is the source of this 935-nucleotide messenger RNA. RefSeq lists its product as uncharacterized. Lineage: Eukaryota; Metazoa; Arthropoda; Branchiopoda; Diplostraca; Daphniidae. The transcript has 2 exons. Bases 108 to 611 code for a protein of 167 amino acids. The record is from RefSeq and is a predicted model, not a curated record.
AUCCAACCAAUAGACACCGUAAGGCCAUGUACUGUAACCUGUCAGGCUGUCAGCAGCAAAAGUGAAACCUGUUUGAUUUCUUAAGUGUUUAUUUCCAUGAAAUUUUCAUGUCCACAGAAAUUUUUAAAUAUCGUUUGUCCCAUUUUGCAUUGUCCGUGGUAGAAGAAGAUCGGAAAUAUUACUACCAACAAUUAGAACAUCUAAAGUGUCACGAUCCUUUGGCAAUACCACUUCCACUUUUCAAGUGUGGAAAAAUUUUAAAAACAAUUAUCCCUUCCAUUGAAAAAUAUCACCUAGUUCAGUAUUUGGUUUUUGAGAAAAACAAAGAUGAAGAGGGACGACGUGAAGCUUACAAAAACUUAGACUCUGAACAAUACUUGUCAAACACUUUCACUGACAAGUUAUUGGCACUUACUCUUUCUAAUUUGGUUGUGUUGAUUCGUACUCAUGUUACCCAUUCUCAGUCUUUAAACUUGCCAAAAGCAAGACCUUGGGCUGCUUUACAAAAUGAUGGCAAAGUGAUUGUUGCUUUUUGUGAUUGUAUUGCAGGGUUAGGUGGUGUAUGCAUACAUGUAAGUGCACUUCUUCAGUUGGCAGUUAAGUUAUGUUAAGUUAUGUUUCAGCUUUCAAUGAGUUCUUUCUCAAUUGAAUUACUGUUAAUGUUGCAUUCUGGCACUUUGAAAAAACUUCGGCGAUCUCUUUUUUUUCGAUAAGUUGAACAUAUCAAACAAAAAGCUUUUGUCAUUUUAAACACUUAAGAAAUCAAACAGGUUUCACUUUUGCUGCUGACAGCCUGACAGGUUACAGUACAUGGCCUUACGGUGUCUAUUGGCUGGAUCAAGCAAAGUCUGCAGCAAGUUUCGGCUAUCCCCCGCCAUGGUGCGCACUAGUCGACUAGCCGCACCGACUUUUCCCUCUACUUACACGAACCAAAU